UGAAAUAUCUAGCGGUUGCCAUAAUUAAAAAAAAGUAUUUUCUAAAUUUAAAGGCAAUUUUUUCUGCAUAAAACCUUUAUUUUGAAACACUCAAACCGGAUGCGUUUCUCCACCAUUGCUAACUUUCUGUACAGCUACCAAAAAAUGGUUGAAUUCGGUGAACUAUCGUUGCCUUUUAUAUGAAAUUGGCCUUUUCAGACAGACAGCAACAGACUAAACAAUGCGGGCCGGAACAAGGCUAACGAAGCGCGCGGCGGACGCUCGGUAGUCAGCGCGACCUCGGCUGUUAGCGUAGCUAACUGUCUGGCUGAGGCAGAUGGGAUACUCGGUGAAAUUGGGUAAAAUGCGGAAGACUGCGGAUCAACAGACCGACUCAGAGAUGCUAGACAGCUACAGCCAGCAGCCUGCUAACUGUUUCAACAUGCAGAUAAACGCGGAACGAUUCAGCAGGUAAACAAACGCAGCUGUCAGCUGUGUUUGUACUCUUUCCCAGGACACUGUUCUGGACCUGGCUCUUUGUUGAGGUAGCUAACGUUAGCUGUGAGGAUGAAGUAUUUUAUCAGGAAGACCAGAGACUUCAGGGCUCAUUGUGCCAGACUGGGAUGUCUUUUUCUGCGUGAUCUUCAUCUCGUGCAUGCUCUGCUGGGCUUGGACCAACGACUUUACUAGAUUUAAACAUCACAGAUGAAAGGUUUUAAAUGACACCACCUUUCUUUAAUGGAUUUCCAACAAGGCAGCUCAAACUAACCUCUGCACUCGGCGACGCUCAGUAAAUCCAGGAUGGCGAGCAGGAGGAAGUCCACCAUUCCCUGCAUGGUCCCUCCUCAAGAUCCCAUAGACUCUGAUCAGGAGAUGGAGGACGGCAUGGACACGACAGAUCCAGAGGACAGCAACGGUUUGGCAACAGUUUCUUCUGAGGCUCUUGCAUUGUUUGAGGAACAAUCUGAGGAUUCUGACAUUGAGCAGUAUGGGGUGCCAGACCCCUACAUGGACAUAAACACGGAAAAGGGGGGCUAUGAGUGCAAAUACUGUAGCUUUCAGACUUCAGAGCUGAACCUGUUCACCAUGCAUGUGGACACGGAGCACCCUGAGGUCGUCAUUAAUGCCUCUUAUGUCUGCAUGGAGUGUGACUACCACACUAAAAGUUAUGACACGCUUCAGGCCCACAAUGCUCGGCUGCACCCGGGUGAGGACAACUUCACACGGACGAUGGUAAAGCGGAACAACGAGACCAUCUUCCAGCAGACGGUCAACGACCUCACCUUCGACGGCAGCUUCAUCAAGGAGGAGGAGGAGGAGGUGGAGGAGACGUCUCGCAAAGCCAUCCCCCUCAGCAAGACCCCCAUCAUGAGGAUCAAGAGCAGACCGGAGCCCAAGAAAUUCACCACAGCACAUAAAAUGACCGUCAACAACGUGAUUAAGGUGGAAAGUGACGACGAGGAUGACGAUAACCAAGAGCCUCCAAGGCUGUCACCUGCGCCCACGACCCCCUCCACCACUCGCCUCAUACCCAUCUCCACACCCGUGCAGGUCCAGACCGUUCCUCAAAACAUUGUGGUGAACAGUCCUAACAUGCUACAGAUUAAAGGCAGCUCAAGUGGUGGUGGGUCCGUUCUGCCCCCAGGGACACUGGCCCAAGUCCUGUCAGCCCUCCAGACCCAGCAGAACACUCAGACCCAGCUCCUGAUCCCCAUCAGCAGCAUCCCCACCUACAACACCGCCAUGGACAACAACGUCCUGCUCGUCAGCGCCUACAACAGGUUUCCAUAUCCGUCCGUGUCGGAGAUCAUCGGCUUGUCGUCGCAGACCAAGUUCAGCGAGGAGCAGAUCAAGGUCUGGUUUUCUGCUCAGAGGCUCAAACACGGAGUCAGCUGGACGCCAGAGGAGGUGGAGGAGGCGAGGAGGAAGAAAUUUAAUGGCACGGUCCAGACCGUCCCACAGACCAUCACCGUCAUCCCGGCCAAUAUCGGCGCCACCACAAACAGGCUACAGUCCAUCUUUCAGACGUGCCAGAUCGUCGGACAGCCGGGUCUCGUCCUCACUCAGGUGGCAGGAAACAGCAGCGCCGUACCAGUGGCAUCUCCCAUCACUUUGGCGGUGGCGGGGGUACCUGGGAACCAGCCCAAAGCUGCGGAACCUUCAGCUCCCGAACCAAACACCGAAAUCUCAGGUUCUUCAGCCAGCUCAUCUCUCAGUUUGGAUUCAGCAGCGGCAAAACCGAAGAAGUCCAAAGAGCAGCUGGCGGAGCUGAAGGCGAGCUACAGCAGGAGGCAGUUUGCUACGGAGGAGGAGAUCUCCCGCCUCAUGCAAGUCACCAAACUCUCCAAACGAGCAAUAAAGAAGUGGUUCAGCGACACACGCUACAACCAGAGGAACUCCAAGGACCACCACAGCCUGCUUCUGAGUGAAACUUCCUCCAGCAGAGCGGCUGUGUCGGGAGGACGAGGAGGACGGAGCAGCAGCCUGAGUGAAAACAUCACGAGCGAAACUCCCACCGCCAACACCACCACCAUCGUUAUAGACUCCAGCGACGACGCCAGCGACGCCUCCCCGAUUUCUGCCAAAGCUCCGAGCUCACUGGGCUCACCGAGCGACCCACGGGUCAAAUUUCGCCACGCCUUCCCCGACUUUACUCCGCAGAAGUUCAAGGAAAAGACGCCAGAGCAGCUGCACAUCCUGGAGGAAAGCUUCCAGAAGUCAGACAGGCCUUCGGACGAGGAGCUGAGCCGGCUGCGUGCCGAGACCAAGCUGACGAGACGAGAGGUGGACGCUUGGUUCACGGAAAGACGGAAAGCACCUUCAGCAGCACAGUCUCAAGACAGCGAUGGGGAGGGGGGUCUGGACAAGGUGACCUCACCUUUAUCCUUCGCUCAGGAGCGCCAGAGCACUCCGCCCGUCACCAGGAAGAUCCUGAAGAAGACUCCAGAACAGCUCCACAUUCUUAAGAAGGCCUUCAUCCGUUCGCAGUGGCCGACCCCGGAGGAGUACGAUCAGAUGGCUGAGGAGAGCGGCCUGCCGAGGACGUACGUCGUCAACUGGUUCGGAGACACGCGCUACGCCUGCAAAAACAGCAACCUGAAGUGGUACUACCUCUACCAGAGCGGAAAGGUGGAUGAAGCGCUGAACGGUGGAGCGAAGACUCAGAAGAAGCCCAGGAAACGUUGCCAUGGUUGGUCCAGGCGGUCACGCCGUCCGUCUAGCAGCAAACGCUCCCCACGUGGGGGAGGCAGCGUCAUUAAGGUGAAGUCUGGAAAGGUGUUUCUGAAGGAGUACUACCUCAAACACAGAGAGCUGAGCGAGAGAGACCUGGACGACCUGGUAGCAAAGUCCAACAUGAGCUACGAGCAGGUGAGAGACUGGUUCUCAGAGACAGCCAGACGGGUGGAGGAGGGCAAGGAGCCCUUCAGCGACGAGGAGGCCGAGGAGGACAACGAGGAGGAGGACGAAGAGGAGGAGGAGGCGAUGACGAUGACAGCUGAGUUACCAGACAGUGGAGGAGAAAUGGAGGUGAGAGAGCAAGGAGAGGUGGCUCCAAACGACAACUGCGUCGGGGAGGUAAAGGAGGAGGAGCCAGACGAGGAGGUGGAUGAUGCGAUGCAGGAGGAAUCUGAAGAUGGCGGCCAAUCACAGCCUCAGGCUGAGGAGCAGACAUGAGCAGACAGGUGAGGAACUUUCAUCUAUAAAAGGACAAAUAUUAGAAUCUCUUCGUUUUAUCUCUAAACUCCACGGUUUAAAGUCGACCCCUCCCCCUCGGAUGACUCAUGAUCCUAUCUCAGCUGGCGGGUCGGGACCCAGCGACGGACCUUGUGACGUUAAACUCUCGAGUUUGUGCCUUGGAGGAGAACUCUGGGCCACGAUCACCGAGCUGGAGGCGUUUAGAGACGCCUCGCCUGGUUUUAGUUUGGGACCACGUAAAUGAACAGGAUGAGGCAAAGAUCCCACACCCCUUAAGGCUUUUUAUUUUCUGUGCGGAGGACUCGGGCUUUUAUUCUGCCCUGUUUUUACAAAAAUCAACCAAAUGUUUCUAAAAGACAAAAAAUAGAGACAUCUCUUUUUGCUGAGUCAUGAAAGAACUACGAGAACUCAAACCCGACGUUUAAGAAAACCACCGUGUCCGGUUUUUAAAGCCUCACCGUUUCUGUGAAUAAGCAACACAAAUCAGUGCCAUUCUGUUUAUAUCAGUUUGUUUUAAACAAGAGAAAUGGAUUUCAGUCUUUUUAUUUUUUUUUAAACUUUAUUUGUAUUUUAGUUUUUGAGUGAUUUUUAUCGUAAACAUUUAUAAUAAAUCAAAAAGAAUAAUCAACUACUGUUAAUAUAAUCAGGGGUUUGGGUCCACUCU
This is a messenger RNA of Nothobranchius furzeri (turquoise killifish), 4339 nucleotides long. RefSeq names its product zinc fingers and homeoboxes protein 1. Gene Ontology annotation, biological process: regulation of transcription by RNA polymerase II. Gene Ontology annotation, molecular function: DNA binding; DNA-binding transcription factor activity, RNA polymerase II-specific. The record is from RefSeq and is a predicted model, not a curated record. Gene Ontology annotation, cellular component: nucleus. NCBI's taxonomy places the organism in Eukaryota, Metazoa, Chordata, Actinopteri, Cyprinodontiformes, Nothobranchiidae.